AUGAAUCGCCACAGGAAGUUUUACAAUGAACUGGAUGACUACAUGGAUGACGACUACUACGAAGAAGAAGAUUACUACUAUGAGGAGGGGGAGGGUUAUUAUGGAGGUGAGGAAGCGCAGCAACCCGCUGGUGUCAGCAGAACGGAUAAUUUGGAGGGUCAAAAACCAGAGGAGUCGGAUAUUCACCGUUUAGAUAAGCAAGACGUUGAUUAUGAGUUGCUCCAAACGCUUUUACCGGGCUUCUAUGAGCAGUUGUUGACAACUAACGGUACGUGCAGGUGUGAUACGCCGCGUGCCGUCGAGGCGUUGCGCGCGUGUAAUUACGACGUGUGCCAGGCAGUAAGUGCAGUGACUUCAACUGUUGUGCGCCCUGCCGUAUCAACUCCAAUUCCUGGUAAAGGUCGGUCGCUAAAGGUGGGAUCAACUGCAAAGCGAGAAACCAGUAUGACGGCUUCCACCAAGGAACAGAUCGGAGCAGCAGUUGAUUUUUCCCCCUCCUCAGCGCAGCUGCAGCAACAACGGCAGCAGCAGCAACAACAACAUAAAGGUAAGAAGGACAUGGUCAAGGAAAUAGCUCCUGACCCAAGCAAACUGGAUUGCACAUUUAUCGUCGCUGGUCAUGUUGAUGCAGGCAAGAGCACAACCAUCGGGCAUUUGUUGUUGAUGCUGGGGAAGGUCACACAGUCAGAGGUGGACCGUAACGAGAAGAACGCUCGCCAAAUGAAGAAGGAGUCGUUUAAAUUUGCCUGGUUACUCGAUCAAUCGGAGGAGGAACGUCGACGUGGCGUAACAAUCGACGCGGGGUCGUACUGCUUUGAGACGGAGCAUCGUCGCAUCCACGUUCUAGAUGCGCCCGGUCACAAGGAUUAUGUCCUUAAUAUGAUGAGCAGUGCAGCACAGGCUGAUGCAGCACUUCUCGUUGUGACUGCAGGCACCUCCGAGUUUGAGGUGGGACUUGCUCAUGGGACGAAAGAGCAUCUUGUGAUACUGAAGAUGCUGGGCGUGGGGCACAUAGUUGUAGCUGUGAACAAAAUGGAUUCGGUUGGUUACAGCCAAGAGCGCUAUGAUUUCGUUGUUCGCGAGCUCAAAUACCUGUUGAAGCAGGUUCACUUCAAGGAAGAUGCGGUCGCUGGCUUCUGCCCAGUUAGUGGUAUUCAGGGAACAAACAUCAACGUCGUUGAUGUGGGGCUGACACCUUGGUAUAAAGGGCCGUCGUUGGUGGUGCUGCUUGAUCAAUGUCCGCUAGAAAGUAGGAUGAUGGGCACUCUGCUACGACUGAGUGUGCAGGACGUACAAGAUUCGAGGAUCUUUUGCAAGGUGGAAUGCGGAAAUGUGCAGAAAGGGGAGAAGUUGCUGUUCGUUCCGGCAGAUGUGAAGGUGCAAGUUCGAUCCAUAGAAAAACCUACAAUGGGUGGGCUCGUCCCCGCCGCUUUUGCGGGCGACACAAUUGUGAUUGACACCGCCUCUUCUCUUGUGGGUCUUGGACCGGGAUGUGUGGGAUGCAAAGCCGGUAGUGGUGACGCAACACGCUGCUCAACAGAUUUCAAGGCGCGCAUACAAACAUACACCACACUACAGAAGUCCAUCUUGCCCGGUGCCCGUUUUACGAUGGUGUGCCACGCAUUAACGGUGCAACUCCAAGUUCUGGUCCUUGUUUCCAAAAUGGACCGCUGUGGAAACUGGUCAUCUGGCAUGGUGAAGUGCAUUCCCAAGUCAACACAGGCGAUUAUCGUAUUUAGGGCCGAGCGGAAGGUUGCUUUGGAACCCGCGGAAGUGUGUCGUUCUUUGGGUCGUUUCGUGCUGCAGCAGGAUGGUGAAACUGUGGCUGGUGGACUGGUGGAGUCGAUCAUGCUUUGA
Molecule: messenger RNA, 1857 nt
Organism: Trypanosoma brucei brucei TREU927
Lineage: Eukaryota; Euglenozoa; Kinetoplastea; Trypanosomatida; Trypanosomatidae
Product: elongation factor 1-alpha, putative
Exons: 1
Coding region: 1-1857 (618 amino acids)
Biological process (GO): translation; translational elongation
Molecular function (GO): translation elongation factor activity; GTP binding; GTPase activity
Source: RefSeq, a predicted model, not a curated record